AGAGUUGUAUUUGUUAAAGAGGUCAAUGCAUCAAAGCAGUUGCAUUCUCAAAGAGACUGAUACAAUUUCCAUCACAUUUUUAAUUGCCUUUAUAGAAUAGAAUCAAACUUGUUACACCAAGGAAUGAUGGUAAGUUCAAGUGAUACAUUUCGGGAAAUGAGCUAGCCUCAAAAGGAUAUAGAUGAUCUCGGCUCGAACCUGUUGAUUAUCCUCUAAGAAAUUUAAGAUGGUAUUAGAACUUAACUUAGAAUCAUUCUUGCACGCUUUACGCUCCACAUGUCCAACCCUGAGUGUCGGUGUGUUCAGAAGUUUUAGAAGUCGGGUCAAUUAAGUUUUAAUAUACGGUAGAGCGAACCCAUUUCUAAAAUAGAUUUUAGGAGUUAGUCCUAAACUCAUGUCAUAUUAUUAUUAGACAUAUUUCUACCAAAAACUUUCCAAUAUUGCUCUCAACCCCCAUUUGUGGCACAGGUUUCUGUAGUCAGAGAACGCCAAUACCGAUAAAGACACGAUUUUUACUGAAGAAUCAAGUUGUCUCCUUUGGAAUGCUUCAUGGGUUUUGCACAAGCAUCUCCCUACGCUCACACCAUCACAUUUCCCCCACUCAGACCCACUUCUAAUAGGAGAUUUUGUGUUUCUGCUGUGAAGCUCAACGGAGACAAUGACCCGUUACUCCUUGCUGCCACUUCUUCUGCUUCUCUUCGUUUCCAUGAAACUCUUCGACCAGACCCUCUGUUUGUAGACCCAUAUGCUGGUUGUCUAGUCUCUCCUAAUAUUUCCAAGGAAGUGAUACAAGAUUUGCACCCUUAUUGCCUUGCAACCAAGUUCAUUGAUGAUAAGUUGCUUGGUACAGUGAGCAGUUUUGAUGGGCUUAAACAGUUAAUUUUGUUGAAUAAUGGCAUGGAUACACGGCCGUACAGACUUAACUGGCCGACUUCAACCAUAUUAUUUGACAUAUCCCCAGAAAGUGUGUUUAAAACUGCAGCUGAGAAGCUUAAAGGUGUUGGAGCUAAGAUUCCCAAAAGUUGCAUAUUCUAUCAUAUUCCAUUGGAAUCACCUGAUAUAAAGCACAGUUUACACUCUAAGGGCUAUAAUGGAAAUAGGCCAAGUAUAUGGGCCAUCCAGGGGUUUCCUGUGAUGACACUGGCAAAUUGUGAAGAGGUUUUAUCAAUGGUAAGCACUUUGGCAAUGAAGGGGUCUUUUUUUGUGGGAGAGUUGCCUGCCUGGUUAGCUGAGAGUGACAUAGAGACCAAGGCCAUUACACAGCAAUGGCUGGAUAAACUGUUCAUGAGUAAAGGCUUUCGGGUUGAAAUGAUAAAAUAUGAAGGAGUUGCAGAGAGUUUUGGUAGAGAUUUUACUGCAAGAAACUACAAUAGCAUACUGUUUGUUGCAGAACAACUAAGACAUUCUGAUGAACAGAUGGAAACAUGGAGAAGAGAAUUUCAAAGGUUACAAGAUGAAGGAGAUGAAGAAGGUUUUGAAGAGUUAUAGAAGAGCAUACAAACUUCGCCACGGCGUGGCUAGCCUUAAAAGGAAACUUUUCAAUCCCACGAAGAGUCUAAACUCAGCAUUUGAAUUCAUUAAUAGAUCCAAAACUUGGAUACACAAUGUUUUUCUUUCCUAAAAGUGUUAAUGUAAAUCAUUCAUGGAUAUUUGAACAAAUGUGUUCAACUAUGAAUGAGAUUGCAGUAUAAUCUAGCAGAACAGAUUAGUUAUUUAGUUUUGUUUGCCAUCCAUCAGCUUCAUCAUGGGUGAUUCACAGAUGGUUGUCAAAUUAGGAUUUAGCAGUUUACUGAUGAGUAUAUGCUAGGCCAGAAUAAUCUCCACUAUUGUCAAUUAUCUACCUUACUUGAUAGAUUUUUUUUUCUAGACUGCGAUGUGACUUAGCUAAACAGUGACACCUGUACCUUGUUAACUUGCCACAACUAUAAUUGACACAAACAUGUAACGGUUCCCUAUUUUCAAAAAU
Molecule: messenger RNA, 1966 nt
Organism: Lotus japonicus
Lineage: Eukaryota; Viridiplantae; Streptophyta; Magnoliopsida; Fabales; Fabaceae
Product: O-methyltransferase 1, chloroplastic
Exons: 7
Coding region: 550-1488 (312 amino acids)
Biological process (GO): methylation
Molecular function (GO): methyltransferase activity
Source: RefSeq, a predicted model, not a curated record